Molecule: messenger RNA, 2152 nt
Organism: Microcebus murinus (gray mouse lemur)
Lineage: Eukaryota; Metazoa; Chordata; Mammalia; Primates; Cheirogaleidae
Gene: GEMIN2
Product: gem nuclear organelle associated protein 2
Biological process (GO): spliceosomal snRNP assembly; spliceosomal complex assembly
Cellular component (GO): spliceosomal complex; SMN complex; nucleus
Source: RefSeq, a predicted model, not a curated record
GCGCCUGCGCCGUGACCUUAUCUAAGCGCAUGCGCCGGGAGGGACUGGCCGUAUUGAAAAAGCAUGGCGUGGGUACCAGCAGAGUCUGCAGUGGAAGAGUUGAUGCCCCGGCUGCUGCCGGUGGAACCCUGUGACUUGACGGAAGCUUUCGAUCCCUCAGUACCUCCGAGGACACCUCAGGAAUACCUGAGGCGGGUCCAGAUCGAAGCAGCUCAAUGUCCAGAUGUUGUGGUAGCUCAAAUUGACCCAAAGAAGUUGAAAAGGAAGCAAAGUGUCAAUAUUUCUCUUUCAGGAUGCCAACCUGCCCCUGAAGGUUAUUCCCCAACACUUCAGUGGCAGCAACAACAAGUAGCACAGUUUUCAACUGUUCGACAAAGUGUGAACAAACAUAGAAGUCACUGGAAAUCACAGCAAUUGGAUAGUAAUGUGACUAUGCCAAAAUCUGAAGAUGAAGAAGGGUGGAAAAAAUUUUGUCUGGGUGAAAGAUUAUGUGCUGAAGGGGCAAUUGGACCAGCUACAAAUGAAAGUCCUGGAAUCGAUUAUGUACAAAUUGGUUUUCCUCCCUUGCUUAGUAUUGUUAGCAGAAUGAAUCAGGCAACAGUAACUAGUGUCUUGGAAUAUCUGAGCAAUUGGUUUGGAGAAAGAGACUUUACUCCAGAAUUGGGAAGAUGGCUUUAUGCUUUGUUGGCUUGUCUUGAAAAACCUUUAUUACCUGAGGCUCAUUCACUGAUUCGGCAGCUUGCAAGAAGGUGCUCUGAAGUGAGGCUCUUAGUGGAUAGCAAAGAUGAUGAGAGGGUUCCUGCUUUGAAUUUAUUGAUCUGCUUGGUUAGCAGGUAUUUUGACCAGCGGAUAGCUGAUGAGCCAUCUUGAUGUACCGCUGACUCACAGGAUAAAGAUAUUCUGUGCUGAUGAAAGCAGCCUAAGUCUGAAGAAAUGCAAUGCCAAUUCAAGUACAGAUUGUAUCACAUCUUCAAAAUUAUAUGAAGGGUCCUCAUCUUAGCCUGUGCAACUCAAGUUGAUAUUCAGAAUAUAAUUGUAUUAAUUUGAAUGUCUGAAAUAUCCAUGGAAAAUCACAUCCAGUGUUUGAUGAAUAAUUUGAACAGUUUUCUGCAAUCACAUGCAUUUAAAACAAAUCGAGUGCCAUUUAUUGGUGAAGCAGUCAGCAUAGAAACUGUAUGAUGGAAUUUUACAGAGGUCCUUGGUGCUGUUUUAUUGUUUAUUUACAUAUAUGUAUAAAAUUUUAUUGAAAAUGUGUUUUGGUUACUAAAAUUUUGACUUUUGAACAAAACAAAAGAUGAUGGAUGUCCUUAGUAUUAGAAUUAAUAUAACAUAGGUUAAACAGCUAAUGUGUUCAGAGUCAGCAAUAAAAUUAAUCUGAUAUUUCCCCUUUAAGCUCAAUACUUUUAUUUUUCAAUGUUUUAUUGCACAAAACUUUUUCUAACAAACCAUUUUCAAAAUAUCCUAAUAGGUAAACUGUUUUUAAUUUCUCUGUUAAAUCUUUUAUCUAUAUCACUUAUAACUUAUUUCUGUAUCAGGUAGGGAUGUUUUCUUCUUUAAGUACAGAAGAUCCAACUAGCAAUGGUUAUUCAAAUAGGGGUUUAUUUUUCUCACAUAACAAGAAGCAUAGAGGAAGGAACUGGCCACUGACAGUGCUUCAGUGACUCAAUGAUGCCAAGGUCUCUGAGAUUCCUUUAGGUUUUCCCUAAUGGCAACAAGAUGCAGUGUGUCUGUAUUCCAGACACACAAAGCAGUGAAGGAGGCAGAGCCCUCCACCUCUGACCCUGUUCUCAUAAAAGCAAAACCCAGAAAUUCACCUCAGGUUUGUAUUCACCUACUGGCCACAAAUAUAAUCAUCUCUAGCUCCCAGAAAGGUGGGAAAUGAAGUUGUAGACCUUUUCAGUCUGUAAUGGGAGAUGGAAAAGGAAAAGAGGCCUGGGAAUAAACCAUAGGUCAGGCAACCAAUAGUUUUGCCACUAAUUAUAAUUAGAGCAGAUGUAAUUUUAUAUUUGAAUUUUUUCUGUUAUUUCUUUAUAAAGCUCAUUUUAAAAUGGCAGCCUAAUAGUCCAUGUACCAUAAGUACUUAAACAUUCCUUUAUUGUUGGAUAUCUAAUUUUUUUCCAGUGCUAAUCUAAUAAAGAAAAUGUAACAGUGA